Molecule: messenger RNA, 1671 nt
Organism: Daldinia caldariorum
Lineage: Eukaryota; Fungi; Ascomycota; Sordariomycetes; Xylariales; Hypoxylaceae
Product: NAD(P)-binding protein
Exons: 1
Coding region: 727-1509 (260 amino acids)
Source: RefSeq, a predicted model, not a curated record
CGUGAAGAUUGGUCAAAAGAGAAUGAUCAAUUUGGGCGUAAAUAGAUUAGUCAAUCAUAUGUACUCUCUAAUAGAAAAAACAACGAUAACAAAACGGAGGAGGUCUAACCACACUAUUGCAACGGUCACUCACGUGGCUAUUCAACGAAUGAACCAACAGAUCAAGCAAUAAAGCGGUCCCAUCAACGUGGCUAUGUAUAUCCCCAUAGUCUUCGCCUCGUGGAAUAGGAACCCAAGCCCCGGCCCGGGAUACGUAUCCUUUCGGACUCUAUACGAAAAACGCCAGUGUGUCACCAUAAAGAAAAUAAAAAAUAAAAAUAAAGACCGGACGGUUUUUUGACGCCGUCUCUUGCAGAGGGGCUCGGAUCUCCGAGUUACCUAGAACGGAAACCGGUCGCUGUAACGAGUUAAGUCUCUGUACCAUGAGGCAGCGGUAUGACUAACUUUCCGUUGACAUCUUUCUGCACGACGGUGAGAUUCGGACGGGUUGGAUUCAUCCGCUGGAUAUGAGGAAUGUGUAAGAGUUUAAUGGCUAGUUUAUGGAUGUAGAAUAUUGAGUAAUAACAUAAAUGACUGCUCUUCCGCUGAGGUGAACUAACCAGUAUAUAUCGACAUUAAGUCAUCUUUAUUACAUAACUUGCUUCAGAUUAUCUGCGAUAGUACCUUAAAUCCCUUCUUCCUCUCCAGAAAUAUCAAUAACAGGUACUAUGUCCAGAGCAUAGCAAGAUGGCCUCAUCAAGCACCACAAAAACUAUCGCAUUCAUGGGUGCCUCCGGGGGCAUCGGCCUCGGCGCAUUAACCCGAGCCCUCGGCGCCGGCCACAAAUGCAUCGCGCUCUGCCGAACGCCGUCCAAGCUCGCGGACAAGUUCCCCUCAGACAAGUACCCGAACCUCCGAGUCGUGCAAGGUAACGCGCACGACUCCGCGGCCGUAGCCCAGUGCCUGGUCGACGGUACCACGCCCGUCGACGGUACCACGCCCGUCGACGUCGUCGUAUCGACGAUCGGCGGCGUCCUGAAGCUCUCGUGCAUGACGCUCGACGACCCGCACGUAUGCGAGAAGGGCAUGGCAGCUCUCCUGGAAGCCGUCUCCCUAGCGCGACGGCAGCACCCGCUCACAGCUCGACAGUGGCGCCCGCGCAUCAACGUGGUGAGCACGUGCGGGAUCUCGCCGGCGGCGCGCGACGUGCCGAUCCUGUUCGUGCCCAUGUACAAGCUCAUGCUGCGGGUGCCGCACGCGGACAAGAUCGCGAUGGAAUCGCUGCUUACGAACGGGGCCGGGGACCGGAACCGCGGCUACACGUACUCCAUCGUGCGCCCGAGCUUCCUGGUCGACGAGCCGCAGCCGCAACGCGAGAUCCGCGUCGGGCUAGGCGACGCGCCGGCCGUGGGGUACGUUAUUUCGAGGGAUGAUGCGGGGAGGUGGAUUUAUGAGAAUCUGCUGGAUGGGGGGAAGGCUGGGGAGGAGGGGAGGAGGUAUGAGAAUAUGAUUGCUACGAUUACUUGGUGAUGGUGAUGGUGAUAAUGAGGAGGAUGGAAGGGGAGUAGAAGGGCCGGAAGGGAUGGGAGCAGGUAACUCUGGGAUUACUUAUCUCUUACACGGUUACAGAUGUAUGAACUACAAUGUAUGUUGUUUGGUCCGGCGCCAGUCAAACGGUGUUGUUUUCGUCUG